GACGCGGCUGCAGGCUGAAGAGACACAAGAGAAGUCGCUGUCGCCACUGUCGCAUCCGCCGCCACCUGAAGCUUCCGGGACCGUCUGCCUCGCCGUCCCUUCUGAGCCUCCCGCGCCAUGCCGUCGGAGAAGACCUUCAAGCAGCGUCGCACCUUCGAACAAAGAGUAGAAGACGUCCGACUUAUCCGAGAGCAGCAUCCGACCAAAAUCCCGGUGAUAAUAGAACGAUACAAGGGUGAGAAGCAGCUUCCUGUCCUGGAUAAAACCAAGUUUCUUGUACCUGAUCAUGUCAACAUGAGUGAACUCAUCAAGAUAAUUAGAAGGCGCCUACAACUCAACGCUAAUCAAGCCUUCUUCCUGCUAGUGAAUGGGCACAGCAUGGUGAGCGUAUCCACACCAAUUUCAGAAGUGUAUGAAAGUGAAAAGGAUGAAGAUGGAUUCCUGUAUAUGGUGUAUGCCUCUCAGGAGACAUUUGGAAUGAAAUUGUUGGUGUAAGACUAGAAAAAUGCAUCUGUUCUAGAAUUUUUUAAACCCUUACCAACAGGAAAAAAAAGGGAUGUUACCAACUGAGAUUGAUCAGUUCAUCUAAUCACAGAUCAUCAAAACAGUAGUGUUCCUGCCUAGGAGCUUUAGAAAGUUGUUUUUGUACUUCAAGCAGAAAAACUGGGCUCCAAACGAGCACACUCAGCUUUGGAAAACUACAUUAUUUAACCUAGGCUGUCUUGUUUUCAGAUUUAGAAGUUUAAAAAUAAAAUACUUUGCAUUCUGAGUUACCAUAAAAUAGACCUUCAGUUAUUUUAAUGCUCUUUCCACAACAGGAACUUGCAUUUUGAGCAGAGACAAUAAAUCUUUUCUCUAGGUUCAUAAAACCAGCCAACUUUUUAAUUGGAGGGUUUCUACCCAACUAGAGAGGUCUCUAAGAGGAUCUUUAAGCAUAAGUUGUCAAGCAUAGCCCCCCCAAAACACAUUUGCCAUAACACUUGGCGAGAAGGCCAAAUAGGGGUGUGUAAGAAAACUGUGAACUGCUGUGAAAGGUUCCUCCUGAUUCCUAGUGAGUACACCCCAAGUCAAUGCUCUUGCAGUGUUAGGAAGUUCUUACUUGGUUUGUUCCCCAGGAAGUAACACACACAGAAAAAUAUCACUGCUCAGUAGGAACCUUGAAUAAUUUAUUUUGGUCUAGUUUCUCAAAAGUCCCAGAGAAAAAAAAUGACAUUUCUUCUGUUUCAGAUAUUCUCUGAUCAAAAAGGUCAAACUAGUGCUUGUUUGGUGAUUAAACAAGCAAUUGUAUCAGUUUCAUUCUUUAGGGCAGGGCUGGGAACUACAGAAUCCUCAAACUAAAGGUGUUAAAAUUCAGAUGCACUUCCUCUACAUUUAAGCUUAAGGCUGCAGAUGAUCCAUAUUUUACAUUAGGUGUGUGACUAAAAUAUGUGAUUAAAAAGUUACCACAUUUUAACGAGUAUUUCAGUUAUCACCGCUAGGUCAGACCACCAUCGAAAUUCCCGCACUGUAAGUGCACGUCAGUUGUGAAGAAAGCAGUAAAAGGAGAUACAUUCUGUUUGCAGAUACUAAUGUCAAAAAUUAAAACUUAUUUUCCAUAUCCAACUAGAAUAACCAAUGCUUCCUACUACCUGCAUGGGGCUCGUUAGUUUACUGUUUUUAUGGGAGUAUCACAAAAAGAUCACAUACCACUUUAGACUACAUGUUGCAGGUCAUGAUUUGCCCUUGUAUGUUUAGAUGUGUAUGGAACACCUGCAUCAGUUAGUGGAAAUUAUUUGCUGUAAUGGAGGGAUUAGGCAAUAUUACUGCAUAUGGGCCUUCAACCCCCCCAAGCUCCCGUCACCUACUCCUGUUGCAUGCGUCUGUCUACAUGGCUAACUUUUAAUAUGUAUAUUUUUACAUUAUGUACAUUCUUAAUCGGCCUGUCUUGUUUAGAUUGUAUACGUCAUAUCUGACAUUGUUGUAACUACUGUGUGAUCAAUAAGAUUCCUAUAAGAAAUUCUGCUUUUUAAAAAAAAAAAUCAAGGCGAGAGGGGUGACGUAUAUCCCAGAUUAGUGGGUGGUCACUCUAUAUUUAUAGCAUCUUUAAAACAACCAGUACAUUUUUAAUGAACUAAGGUCAAUAAAGGCACAAUUAAAAACUUA
This is a messenger RNA of Phyllostomus hastatus (greater spear-nosed bat), 2142 nucleotides long. RefSeq names its product microtubule associated protein 1 light chain 3 beta (gene MAP1LC3B). Gene Ontology annotation, molecular function: ubiquitin protein ligase binding. The transcript is spliced from 4 exons. The record is from RefSeq and is a predicted model, not a curated record. The coding region runs from base 118 to 495 and encodes 125 amino acids. Gene Ontology annotation, biological process: autophagosome assembly; autophagy of mitochondrion; cellular response to nitrogen starvation. Gene Ontology annotation, cellular component: autophagosome membrane; cytosol; autophagosome. NCBI's taxonomy places the organism in Eukaryota, Metazoa, Chordata, Mammalia, Chiroptera, Phyllostomidae.